CAUCGGCGGUGCUUUAUCCUGAACAUAAUGCUGAGUGUAUGUUGAACACAGAAGAUUCUGAAAUCCCUUUCAAUGAUCAUAUGCCUAGUCAGUCCUCUUUAGAACCCACCUCCACCAUGGACCAGGAUUCUCAGCAUGAUGUGUGCUUGGUUCUCGCCAAACAUAUAAACAUGGAAAAUGCCCAACCUUCAUCACCAUCACCACCAAUAAAGCUGGAAUCAGCCAUCCUAGAGCAAAAUACAAUGGUGUCUCUUAAUGAAGGUAGCAUUAUAGGACAUGAGCCACUUGUCCUGCAUGAUGACUUUGGUGGUAGAAAUGCAGACAUGUGUAUUUCAGCUCCGCGUUCCGUUGAUGGAGGUGAAGAAACAGCUUCUGGUUUUGUUAAACAUGAGUAUUGUGAUAAUUUGCAUAAUUUGACUUUGAACAAGUCAAUUCAAGGCCCCUAUCAAAUGAAUGGCAAACUUCUUUCUGAUAAACCCAAAAUAGGCAGUGAAACUGCUAUCAAAAGCUAUGAAUUGUCUGAUGCAUUGCCAGAUACAGAAUUUCAUAAUCCCAUUGGAACUGUUUCAACUUUGAGUCAAGCAGAAGGAUCUGACAGUGAGAAUAGUGUUCCUAACUAUUUUGAUCUAGAAGCAUUGAUACUUGAUCAGGACCUGAUUCCGUGGGAUCAAGAAUCCGAUUUCAUCCAACCAGAAGUUUCAAGGUUUCAGUAUCCUGAAAGCAGGAAGGAUUUGAUAAAAUUAGAGAAAGGGGCUUGCUCUUAUAUGAACAGAUCUAUCAUGUCUAAGGGUGCUUGCUCUUAUAUGAACAGAUCUAUCAUGUCUAAGGGUGCUUUCGCCGUUCUUUAUGGCCAACGAUUGAAAUUCUACAUAACAGAUCCUGAGGUAACUCUUGGGAGAGAAACAGGAGAGGUACAUGUUGAUAUCGAUUUGGGAAAGGAAGGAAAGGCAAAUAAAAUAUCUCGUCGACAGGCAGUUAUCAAGAUGGAUGAUGGUGGAACUUUCUACAUAAAAAAUAUAGGGAAGCCUUCAAUUUUUGUGAAUAGCAAAGAAGUACCAUGUAACAAACGUAUCAGCUUAAUUUCAGACUCGUUACUUGAGAUAAGCAACAUGAAAUUCAUUUUUCACGUGAACCAUGAUGCUGUAAAGCAAUGCAUAGCUCGCAUUAGAAGUGGAAGCUCCCAAGGCAAGAUCACAGCAUUUGCUUGGGAUCAGAACCCAUGAAUUAAAGUUAUGAGAAAGCUUAUUUAUUUUUUAUGAUAGCUUAUAUAUAUAAUUAUCCAGAUAGAAUAUUGUCAUCCAGUUAACUUAGCUCCAGCCGCUCAAUGUAAAUCGAUGUAUAUUCUUGGUUCUCAAACUAUGUUCUUUGGAUGUUGGCUGCCAUAGCUUUCUACUUUGCUUCAUUUCUUCCCAUAAAA
Panicum virgatum (switchgrass) is the source of this 1417-nucleotide messenger RNA. RefSeq lists its product as uncharacterized. Bases 39 to 1223 code for a protein of 394 amino acids. The record is from RefSeq and is a predicted model, not a curated record. The transcript has 6 exons. Gene Ontology annotation, cellular component: Ino80 complex; NSL complex; MLL1 complex. Gene Ontology annotation, biological process: positive regulation of transcription by RNA polymerase II. Lineage: Eukaryota; Viridiplantae; Streptophyta; Magnoliopsida; Poales; Poaceae. Gene Ontology annotation, molecular function: G-quadruplex RNA binding; protein binding.